Messenger RNA from Malassezia japonica, 837 nucleotides. RefSeq lists its product as uncharacterized. Gene Ontology annotation, biological process: protein folding in endoplasmic reticulum. NCBI's taxonomy places the organism in Eukaryota, Fungi, Basidiomycota, Malasseziomycetes, Malasseziales, Malasseziaceae. The coding region runs from base 1 to 837 and encodes 278 amino acids. The transcript has 4 exons. The record is from RefSeq and is a predicted model, not a curated record. Gene Ontology annotation, cellular component: EMC complex; membrane.
AUGGUCGACCAGCCGCUGUUGCUUGACAGCGCUCUGCGCAACUGGGUGCUGCUCCCGAUUACGCUAGUGAUGGUGCUCGUGGGCGUGCUCCGGAAUAACCUGAUGCAGUUUCUCGAGUCGAAGCCCAAGCCCGGCAAGCUCGGGGCGCUGCGGCAGCGCAACGUGAUGGCGCGCGCCGCGGCGCUGCGCACGAAUGCGCUCGUGCUGCCGCCUGCGUCGGUCGAGCUGCGUCGGUCGUUCUUGUCGCGUGUGCUGGCCGACGGCUCGUACCUCGCGCCCGAGGCCAAGGCCGCGGCCGAGCGCGAAAAGAACCGCAAGCCCGACGAGAUGCCCGAGAUGAAGAACCCCCUGACGGAUAUGAAUACGGUCGAUGCGAUGAUGGACCAGGCGAAAAAGAGCCUCGUGAUGAUGGUGCCGCAGACGGCGAUCAUGGGCUGGAUCAACUUUUUCUUUUCGGGCUUUGUCCUGAUCAAACUGCCCUUCCCCUUGACGCAGCGCUUCAAGGUCAUGCUCCAGCGCGAUAUCCCGACGAGCGACUUGGACGUGGCGUGGGUCUCGUCGCUGAGCUGGUACUUUUUGAACCUGUACGGCCUCGAUGCGAUCUACCGCCUCCUCCUCGGCAACAACAACGCCGCGGACUCGUCGCGCGACAUGGCAGCUAUGGGCGGCGCAGCGGUCAUGAUGAACGAGGGCAUGCCGGGCCAGGUCGUCGACCACGCCAAGCUGCACCUCGCCGAGCGCGACUCGCUGCAGCUCAUCGGCGCAGGCCAAAAGACCGACGGCGUGCGCUGGGUCGGCGACAAGAUCGAGGCGCGCGUCCUCGCGCUGUACACAUAG